AUGCAGCAAAACAAGAGUGUGAGUGAGUUCAUAUUCUUAGGACUGACACAGGAUCCUAUGAAACAGAAAAUGGUGUUCCUAAUUGCCUUCAUUUUCUACACUGGAACUGUAGUGGGAAAUUUGCUCAUUAUUGUGACCAUCAAGUUCAGCCGUGCUCUUGGGAGUCCCAUGUACUUCUUCCUUUUUUAUUUGUCCUUUGCUGAUACCUGCUUUUCAACUUCCAUAGUCCCUAGGCUAAUUGUGGAUUCACUCUCUACAGACAAAGUCAUAUCUUACAGUGAAUGCAUGACUCAGGUCUUUGCACUGCAUUUCUUUGGCUCUAUGGAGAUCUUUGUCCUCAUCCUUAUGGCUUUUGAUCGCUAUGUGGCCAUCUGUAAGCCCUUGCGUUACACAACCCUUAUGAGACGACAGGUGUGCAUCAUCUUGAUUAUUCUGGCCUGGAUAGGGUCAUUUAUACAUUCUAUAACUCAGAUUUUUCUGGCCUUGAAACUGCCCUUCUGUGGACCCAAUUUGAUUGAUCACUAUUGCUGUGAUUUGCAACCCUUAUUAAAACUUGCCUGUAUGGAUACUUAUUUGAUCAAUCUACAGCUGGUGUCCAACAGUGGUGUCAUUUGCUCAAGUGGUUUCGUGCUGCUAAUGAUCUCAUACUUUAUAAUCUUGCAUUCACUGAGAAACCACAGUGCAGAAGGGAGGAGAAAAGCCCUUUCCACUUGUACCUCUCACAUCUUUGUAGUCAUCUUAUUCUUUGGUCCAACUAUAUUCAUAUAUACCCGUCCACCAACCACUUUCUCCAUGGACAAAAUGGUGGCAGUUUUUUAUACCAUCGGGACACCCUUUCUCAACCCACUCAUCUACACACUAAGGAAUGCAGAAGUGAAAAAUGCCAUGAGAAAGUUAUGGAGUAUCAAAACUACCACAGAUAUCAAAUGA
Molecule: messenger RNA, 930 nt
Organism: Orycteropus afer afer
Lineage: Eukaryota; Metazoa; Chordata; Mammalia; Tubulidentata; Orycteropodidae
Product: olfactory receptor 4C11-like
Biological process (GO): G protein-coupled receptor signaling pathway
Cellular component (GO): membrane
Molecular function (GO): G protein-coupled receptor activity; olfactory receptor activity
Source: RefSeq, a predicted model, not a curated record